Messenger RNA from Pteronotus mesoamericanus, 689 nucleotides. RefSeq names its product FXYD domain containing ion transport regulator 7 (gene FXYD7). Gene Ontology annotation, molecular function: sodium channel regulator activity. Gene Ontology annotation, cellular component: membrane. The transcript has 6 exons. The coding region runs from base 75 to 317 and encodes 80 amino acids. Lineage: Eukaryota; Metazoa; Chordata; Mammalia; Chiroptera; Mormoopidae. The record is from RefSeq and is a predicted model, not a curated record. Gene Ontology annotation, biological process: regulation of sodium ion transmembrane transporter activity.
UCCGUCAGGCUUCCAGCUGCUGUAGCCGCGCCUUCAUCGCUUCGGCAUCCGGCCGCCCCCUGCUCCAGCGCGGCAUGGCGACCCCAACCCAGGCCCCCACGAAGGUUCCUCAGGAACCUGACCCAUUUUACUAUGACUAUGACACUGUGCAGACUGUGGGCAUGACUCUGGCUACCAUAAUGUUUUUGCUGGGCAUCCUCAUCAUCAUCAGCAAGAAAGUGAAGUGCAGGAAGGCGGACUCCAGGUCUGAGAGCCCAACGUGCAAGUCCUGUAAGUCAGAGCUUCCCUCCUCAGCCCCUGGAGGUGGUGGCGUGUAAAUCCAGCCUCCGGCACCUCCACUGCUGUCCCUGCCUGAGUGUGGGAGCCUGAGGACCGGGUGGAGGCGGUGGGGAUCCCAGCCUUGCGACGCUGGGAGCGAUCUCCGGAAUGAACCGCCCCACCCACCCCGAGGCUGGAGCCGCUGCAUCCUGCUGCCCCUCCCCAGGCCUUGGCAAUGACGAUCCCCCAAAGACCCCCAACUGCAUCCCAGACCCAGGGACUCAGGUCUCCAGUCCCUGGAGUCCAAGAGUCCAACCCCCAACCCGCCCCCAGGGUCCCCGUGUGCUUCCCCUCUGCACCUCCUUGUCUCCUCUCCGAAGAGCCGUUCCCCUGCAACCUCGGUGUCUACGUCUUGAGCUAAAUAAAUGUGC